Messenger RNA from Pocillopora verrucosa, 4028 nucleotides. Its product is annotated as mucosa-associated lymphoid tissue lymphoma translocation protein 1 homolog. The record is from RefSeq and is a predicted model, not a curated record. Gene Ontology annotation, biological process: proteolysis. Gene Ontology annotation, molecular function: cysteine-type endopeptidase activity. NCBI's taxonomy places the organism in Eukaryota, Metazoa, Cnidaria, Anthozoa, Scleractinia, Pocilloporidae.
UAGUCAAGUGUAAUGGUUCUAAAAUUAUCUUCAUCUUUAUCGAAACAACCUUCAAGGUAUUGCUUGAAAUAUUGCCAGGUUUUUUUUCCCUCUGAGGUUAUUUGUAAGAUAUUGAAGCACAUAGUGAAUCGACCGUUAAACGACGGCGUACAGCCAGCACAUAACGAAUAUUUCGUUUUGGUUCCAAGUAAGCUUAAACUUGUGAUAGUAAUACAACGAAUCCGGAAGAAAGUGCGUCUUUAAAUAGUGGACUCAGUGAGGUUCUUCAGAAAUUUCAGCUUCAAGAUCUGAUCAUCAAGCCUACAAAGCAUAGAUAGAUUAACCAACAACACUGCCUUGCAAUGGAUUCAAGGUGUAUCACAGACUUGCCUGAUGAUAUAAAAAAGCAGAUAGCAGCAAUACUGGACGCAUCUGAACAGCCCAACUGGAAAUCACUUGUCCAUGAGGUUAUAAGACACAAGAUACCAUCAUAUAAGGAUCCAUGUCAAGUUUAUGCAAUUGGAAUGGCAACUUUGUCACCAGGAGGAAGCCCAACUCUUAAACUAUUGCAAGACUUGGGACAGUCACAAAUAACUGUGAAAGUCUUCAAAAGCUGGAUCAGUUCCAUGAGUGAAGGGUCACCAGGCUUACAGAAAGUAAUUAGUUUACUAACAUUUUCUCCAACUAUAACUCAAGAUGUUAAAAAAGAAAUACGAGGAAUUCCAGGACAGAAUGUUUACAUACACUGUGAAGCAUUAGGACACAAACCACUUCAAUUUCAAUGGUUUAAAAAAAGAGAACUUCUUCAAGGGGAAACAGGAAAUAAGCUAGAGCUCAAGAGUGUCAGUGAAAGUGAUGGAGGAUAUUAUACAUGCCGCAUUGCAAAUUGUCAUGGUUGUAUUUUCACCAGCUGGGCCAAAUUGAUAAUUGAUGAAGACAGUGGUGCUCACAGCUCUUCACCCUUUGAUUUGCCAAUCAUUACUUCUCAAUCAGACCCUGAUGUUCACAUACUUCUGGGUUCACGGCUAAGCUUAUACUGUGAUGGUGUUGGCAGACCAGCUCCAAGCUAUCAGUGGUUUCAUGAUGAUUCUCCCAUCCCGGAAGCAACACACAGAUGGUUGAUAAAAAACAAUGUUUCUGCAGAAGAUCAUGGAUUUUAUCAUUGUAAAGUGUACAACACUGCUGGGGAAAUGCAUUCACACAAUUUUAAAGUGACUAUUGAAAGUUUGCAAGUUAAUAUUGACAAUCUUACCACAGCCAGAGAUUCCUAUACACGUGGUCCGCGUGAUCGAGUCGCAAAUAAAGUUGCCCUGUUAAUUGGAAAUAAAGAUUACGGCAAUCAACAACUCGGAAAGCUUUUUCAUCCAAUCAAUGAUGUUUUUGACUUUACAGGCAGACUUAUCAAUAUGGGUUUCAAAGUGGUUUCAUUAGUAAACCUAACACUGGAGGAGAUGAGAGUAGCUCUUGCGGAGUUCUGCAAGCUUCUUGUCGAAGAUACCUAUGCUGUGUUCUACUUUGCUGGCCAUGGUUUUGAACGCGGUGGAUUAAGCUAUCUAAUGCCAGUCGAUGCCACGCCUUUAUAUCAUUGGCAAGAGAACAUGGCUUCAGCUGAAGUACUUAAGGCCAUGCAAGAAACUAAGGCAAAGUUAAAGCUUGUGUUGCUGGACUGCUGCAGAACAGAACCGGAUUACGUAGCGCAGAACAGUCCAUUACUUAGUGGGGAUUUACAAGAUAUAAAAGAACCAAAUGUGGUAGUAGCAUUUGGCUGUUGCCCGCGUUCAAGUGUGUUUGAAUGUGAGCAGGAGAAGAAUGGCUUUUUCGCGAAGCACCUCCUGAAAGCUAUUUCAGAUGAACACAGGAAUAAAUCCGUCGAAGAAGUUUUGUUACAUGUUAGUCGUGGUAUACACGAAGAGAACCUCGUGGACUAUCUUACAAAUCAAAAACAGAUUGUGAACAGGAUAACCACUUCAGUCAAACCUAUGAGUCUCUGGACCCCUGUGGACAACAUCUCAUUGAAUCCGUCCGCUGAAGAAGCAACUGCAAAGUGGAAAUCAGCUCAUGAAAUUCCAAAUGAUCCAGUUACCGUCUAUCAAGAUGAUAAAGUGAGGGUUGAGUUGAUUUUUAACGCAGAAGUGUCAAAUGUCUUGAUAGUGAAUGCACGAGCGCUGGGAGAGGACAGCUUGGACUCAAAUGUCACGUUUGAGAUGUCGAAUGUUGUGAGUGGAUGCUGUGUCGCGCGAGGUGACAUGUUGGGAAAAAAAUGCCGGCCAUCAGAAGCGACGUUAAAAGUCAAAGACCUUCAACGGCUUACGGGACCGUUAGUCUUUAAACUGACUUGUAUAUAUACAGUCAACGGAGAAAGACAGCUAAAGUCGAUUAGUUACACAAUGGAAGAAAAACCUCUCUAUGCUAAGCUGGUAACACGUUGGUGACAAAUCGAAAGAUCGAAGACAUCACUCUGGUCUCCCACGAGUUCAAGGAGAAGUAGGCUCCUGAAAUAAUAUAUAUAAUUUUUGCCUUCGAAAUUAAAAAGUAGACAUGAAAUUAGGACUUGAACCGCAUUUGAGAUUCACGAGAGUAACCUAAUGUUUCCAAAAUUGUUUUCUUAACAGAGUGUUACUCAUCUUGUUUCAGCUCUAUUGGCGAUCUGUGUAGAAUUAGGAUCUGAACGAAAGAACAUUCAUUACUAAGUUAAGAACUUUUUUUUUGUGUAUGACGUAAUGUUCAGAACAUGUCACCGGCCAUGCCAUGCCAUGCUAUGCCAGUACCAUUUCAACCGCUUCGUGCUCUGAUAUAAGUUCAUAACGGAGUAUAUUUGUAUAACGAAUAUAUUUGUCUACUUGAUAUAUUUAAAGAAAUAUGUUUUUUUUUCGUCAUGUCAUGAGCGUGGAAUCAAGAAAAAAAAUUGAGUUCCCGCGAGGAAUCAAACGUCAGACGUUCAGAUUCCGGACCGCGAUGCUCCACUAUUGAGCCAUUGCUAAGUUCAUAUGUGAUACGCGUUCUGAUACACACUUUAAGAUACUUUGCUGAUCAACAGUGUCGAAAGCUCCACGUGAGUUAAUAGAAAAUAAUCGUUAAGAAAGAUAACUUAAGUCUGAGCUCGGUUGUGAUGAAGAAAUAUUAUUUAAUUAGCAAAAUUAAGCGUACUUUGGGAAAAUGAUCUCUUAAAGGGAUUAUGAUACACUGAGUUUCUUUUGCGUUCUAGAGAUUAGAUCCUCAAUUAAAAUGAACCUUGAAAAGAUAUUUUACUGCUGUAGACGAACUACUAAGGGGCGAGAAUGAGCCGAAAACUUAUGUAAAUGUUGAACGAUGGAGAAGAUUCAAAAGGAUUUCAAUUCACAAAGUUGAAAAAUUGGCAUCAACAUUGACGCACCGUCAUUCAGCAGCAUCGACGUUUCUUGCAAUAUCCAUUUAACCCUUUAACUCCCAAGAUCUCAUGGAUUGUCAAUUCUCCCCUCUAGCUGCUACACAUUUCUAUGUAAAUCAGUGAUAAGAAUUUGGUGUUAGAUCAAGAUAACAACUUCUACCGGAUAAGUUUGAGUAUUCUAAUCACCUGUUUCCUAGAGAUUGCAGUAAUAGGAAAGGGAGAAUUUACAUGUCAAUCACCUCUGGGAGUUAAAGGGUUGGAAAGCGCACAGCGUUAAACCAUUUUAGUUUGGAUCUUUUGAGACGAUAUUUAAAAUAAAGGCUAUGUUUUUCAGUAUUUCAGACAAAUUAACAAUAUCAUGUUGAAAAGUACUUUCUGAAAUAGUUCGUUAUGAAAUAAUAAACAAAGCUAUAAGCGAAAUUGUUUCAGAUAUAGUCCAACCAUAUUUAAAUCUUAAUUAAUACAUUUUAUUGCUUUGAACAUUGUAAAUUCUGCAACCUUUAAAUAGUACUUUUUAGAGACUAUUGUAGAUAAGAAAUUUUGCUGUGAAUUCAGUUUGCUGACUCAAGCCGGCGUCAAGAAGAUAUUGGAUAGUUUUUUCAAAGCUCUAUUUGUUUUUGUCACAGACAUAAACAUUUAUUGUAUCUAGGUUAUUUGAGGUAUUAGAAUAAAACAAAUUCCU